AUGAGUCACCACGAUACCAACCCUUUCGCCGAUGAAGAGGUCAAUCCUUUCGCGGAUCCAUCAGUUAAGAAAGGAUCAGGCGGCCGUGGAGGUGGAGGUUCUUUUUUUUCUACAUCAGGGAUUUCACCCCUUCCUCCUGAACCGUAUGAGAGUGGUGCAACAAUAGAUAUUCCUCUUGAUACUCAUUCUACCAAGGAUAUCACAGCAAAGGAGAAAAAACUUAAAGCAAAAGAGGCUGAACUGAAAAGGCGAGAAGAGGAAUUAACGAGGAAGGAGGAAGCAAUAAAAAAAGCUGGAAUAGUGAUAGAGGUGAAAAAUUGGCCAGCAUUUUUUCCUAUUAUCCAUAACGACAUCGCAAAUGAAAUACCAAUCCACCUACAAACAACCAUGUAUGUUGCUUUUGCAACAUUGAUAGGUUUGGUUAUCUGUCUUCUCUACAAUAUGGUGGCUGUUACUACAGCAUGGACCAAGGGAUACAGUCCAAUAAUUUGGCUUCUUGCCGUCAUAUAUACCUUAACUGGCAUCCCUGGAGGCUUUUACUUGUGGUAUCGCCCUCUUUAUCAGGCUGCGAGGACUGACAGUGCGCUGAGGUUUGGAUCGUUUCUCUUGGUUUACUCGGUCCAUAUAGCAUUUUGCGUCCUUGCUGCAAUUGCCCCUGAAUUGGUUUUCCGAGGCGGGUCCAUGACAGGUAUUUUGGCUGCAUUGUCUAUCUCCCCCCAAGAUCGUGCGUUGGGGAUAAUAUACUUCGUCGGUUCUGCAUUAUUUUGCUGUGAAUCACUUGUGAGCAUCUGGGUUAUUCAGCAAGUAUUCAUGUACUUCCGAGGCAGUGGCAAAGCUGCAGAGAUGAAGCGUGAGGUUGCAAGACAAACCAUGAUGACAGCACUAUGAGAGGAGAAGAGGUGUAUUGGAAGA
This is a messenger RNA of Hibiscus syriacus, 912 nucleotides long. RefSeq names its product secretory carrier-associated membrane protein 1-like. Bases 1 to 888 code for a protein of 295 amino acids. The record is from RefSeq and is a predicted model, not a curated record. NCBI's taxonomy places the organism in Eukaryota, Viridiplantae, Streptophyta, Magnoliopsida, Malvales, Malvaceae. Gene Ontology annotation, biological process: protein transport. The transcript has 13 exons. Gene Ontology annotation, cellular component: recycling endosome membrane; trans-Golgi network membrane.